AUGGACCAAGAAGCUUGUCUAGGCGUCGAUGAAGAGGAAGAAAUCGGGGAUCUGAAUGGCCCUCCGAUGACCGCCGCCAGUUAUUUGAGACAGGUGAAGUUUUGAAAAAGCUGAAACGCUUUUUUUUUUAGCUGACAGGCCACAAAAUAUUAUUGAAAUUCACAUUUUUCUAGUGGAAAUAGAAUAUUUUUGGUUCCUCUCGCUUAAAGUGUUUCAUUUAAUGGAUAUAGAGGUUAUGAGGGAUAUUAGGCGGUAAAAAACUUUAAUAGAGUAUAAAAUUGAAACACGCAAUCACGGGCAAAAUCCAAAAGAUCUCAAAACAGGACUUUUGGAAAAAAAAAAUUAAAAAAUUGAAAGGCCUCAAAGGCGCCUUUUUCUGAAAAAGGACCCUCUAAGGAGGUGUUAGAAAAUAAGGUGGUAAAAAAGAUUUUUCGAGAAAUUUUUGACACCUUUUUAGGAACUCUAAAAGGAGCUUCAGACUCUUCUUUUUGAGGUCGUUUGGACUUUGUCCAGUAUAUUAUUUGCAUUAAAACGAAUUUUGAUUGAAAAACUUUUGAGUAUUUUUUGAAACUGAAAAGAAAAUUUGACCGAAAGUGUGCGAAUCCCAAUCAAGUAAAGCUUUGUUAUCGUAUAAAAAUUCCUGAACUUUUUUAGAAAUCCAUUAGUUUUCAAUGAUCGGAACAAUCUCGCAGGAAAUCAGUAAAUAAUAUAUAUCGAUUAUUAUAAACGCCAGAGUAGUCACUGAAGGGGUUAGCAGGAAAAAAGCCCUUAUAGAGACCGAAAAAGUGAUCCCUAGAGGGGUAAAAUUGAGGUGGUCCCAAUAGGCGUUCAGGGCCUCACCUCUAGGCCCUUGAAGCUUAAGUUGUCCCUAUAGAGGUUUUUUAUUUUUUGUCCAGGUUUGAAAUUUAAAAAUCCGUAAGUGAUAAAAAUUGAUCGAUAAAUCUUCUGUUGUUUUUCGUAUGGAGAUGCUUCUUAUCAUAGAGGUCAUGACGAUAAAAAACGAGCAUGUCCCUAUAGGAACCACUUUUGCAAGCUUCAGUGGCCCCUAUAGGGGAAGGAAGAGUGGUCCCAAAAGAAGUACCUACAAGAGCCCCUAAGGUUGCCCCUCUAGUGACCUCCCUGGCGUUCCUAAGUUUACCUAUGAUGAAUUUAUUUCUUGAAUAAUUUUUUCUCUCAGGUAAGAGCCGGCCGAGACUCCUGUCCGGAUGUCGUUACGGCGAGCGCUCCGUCGACAUCGAAACCCGUCAAAAAAUGGGCCGGAACCGAUGGGCUCAACCUGAGAGAACCCAUGUUUGACGUCAAGGUUUUUGUAGAAAUUUUCCCGAAAUUAAGAAAAUUCUCCAGGACCCAUCACGACCUUCUCUCGAAUGGCAGUUGGCGAAAAGCGCCGAAUUUGCCGAAAAUCGAGAAAAAGUCGAAAAACAGUCGGCUCUGAACAAAACGAGGCUGAAGAUCAAAUGGCCGCCGAUUGUAAGAUUCCAUAAAUUGAAAAAAAAUAGAGUAUAAUUUGAAAUUGUGUUACUCAUAGUUUGGAAAGUCCGUCAAAUGUCACACCAGCUCAGACCUAUAGUUGCCCCUCCGGCUUCCACUGCGCCGUCUUUGCUGACCAUAAUGGACUAUUUUUUCUAUUUAAUUAAAUGAACACGGGUAUUUGAAUAGUGCACAAAGUCCUUUCAUAAUAAUGAUUAAUCCUACAGAUAAUCAGACUAAAAAUGCCGGAAAGUAAAAGGGAAAGGGAUGGGCUGGAGACGAGGGAGCAAGACGGCCGCUCCGGCUUGAAUGGCGAUGGUGCUGCGUGGCUCGUCGGCUCCGCCUGUUCUGUAAAGACAAAGUUAUUCUUGUCUUUGGAAUGGGAAGGCGUCUGGCGAGGGACUGUGCUAGGUCGCAAAGACGCAGGCUUUAUCAAUCCGCCCGCGCGGUUGCCUCGCGCCAGACGCCUAUGUUUUGGCUGCGCUAAUGGCCCUUAAUAGCGUCUGGAGGAUGACGGUCCGUUGCGUCAUCGGCUUCUGGUCUCAGCAAAAGAGCCAGAUCUUCUGAUCUCUUACUAUAGAUAAAAAAUUGAAGAAAACGCAAUUUUACUUACUAAAGACGGAUUUCUCAAAUUUGAACAUUUUCUUGACUUGCUGACUUGUACUACAUGUAUUCAAAAAAUUGAUUGGGGAGAGAUUUUCAGCUUUUUUUUGUCAUUUAUUUCCAAAUAUUAGUUUUGCGGUUCUUUUUUUUUUGAUAGCUUAUAUCGAAAUCGGAAUUGGGAUCUUUGAGAUUUUCAAGGCUCAAAAAUCUGAGCUGAAUCGUCGUAAAUCCGAAAAUAAGAGGAGAAACUUAACAGCCCACUGUUUUUUAGACCGACGAAGAAUUGUGGCGUUCGACUCUUCUGGAGCACUGUGCUCCCGAAGUCGAGCACCUGAAGCCGUGCUUUCCGAACCACCUGGGAACGCCGCCGACCCUAGCAACCGUCAAGAGUAUCAAGCCGAAAAAUGUUUGAUUUUUUCUCUUUUUGCUGGAACAACCUUGAGUGACCACUUAUAAGGUUUCUAAAGGACUACUUGGAGAAUACACUAAAGUGGCCACUAUAACCAUCUUUAUAGAAGGCACUGUUUUGUGUAAUGAACACUCUAGUAGUUUCUAGUGUUCUAGUAGUAACACUUAGACUUUUAAAGUGGCCACUAAUUUCCAACCACUCGAGUGGUCACUUUUUCAACCACUAUAGUGACCAUUAGAACGUCAAACCUUAAAGCGGUCACUAAGUAUUUUUCCAUUUCAUGUGGAUCCUUUUCAUCUAGCCUUCUGGAAUUUUCGAAAAAUUGAAAUUUCAAAAAUUUCGGCAAAUCCCAUAUUUUCAAAUUUAAUUUCUAAUGGAACAUCAUGUUUUCAAAAAGCUCAAAAAUUUGAAGUAAAUUGCCUACUUAGAAACUCCAGAGUGGUUCUUUAGGGACCAUGGAAGGUCCCCUCUAGGCCUCACUUUACCAACUCCUAAGGAGCCACUAAAGCUCGCAAAAGUAUAUAGGGAACCUUUAGUCGAUUAUCGCUAUGAACUUUGAAAAGAAGCAUUUCCUUGCGAAAUAAUGAAUGAGCGUUUCUCAAUGGAAAAUUUGAACAUAGAAUAAAUUGAUCAAGUUUUUCUUCUUCAGCGAGACCCCUGUCGGGACCACUUGUUUUUUAAAGGGCUUUUUCUCUCUAACUCCUAUAGAGACCACUUUGAAACUCCUAAGUUUCUUGUGAGUGAAAGAAAAGUCGAUUUAUUGACUGAUAACAGGUGAACGAUCUGAUUCCCCUGGUGGUGGAAUGGGCAGAAGCUGAGGGACUCUCGCGACCCCUUCGGGAAUGGCUCUUCGCCCUGCUGCUCGUCGUCGAGAAGCCGCUCCUUCCCGACGUCAUCGCGGCUCUCCGGGACCUCGCCAAGAUGUGCCGUCGGCUCAGAUCCUUGCUUCCGGAAGACCGCAAAGCCGAGUCUCUCGAGUUCUCAAUGUUCAUCACGAUUGUCGCCAAUUAUUUCGGGCAGAAGGAUCUCGCCGAUCAGUGA
This is a messenger RNA of Caenorhabditis auriculariae, 3523 nucleotides long. Lineage: Eukaryota; Metazoa; Nematoda; Chromadorea; Rhabditida; Rhabditidae. The record is from the annotation of a GenBank genome assembly.